AUGACAUCGAAUGGAGUUACAGCAAGAGAAGCUUUUAUUAAAAGAGAUACUAAUGAAACAAAGAUUCAAAUAGCCAUAAGUCUAGAUGGUGGAAACGUAUAUAUUCCUAAUUCAAUACUACCUAAGUCUGAUUCAAUAGAUGAACAUGCAACACAAGCUACUGGAGGUCAACAAAUUAAUAUUCAAACAGGGAUUGGAUUUUUAGAUCAUAUGUUACAUGCAUUAGCCAAACAUUCAGGCUGGUCAUUAAAAAUUGAAUGUGUUGGUGAUUUACAUAUUGAUGAUCAUCAUACAAGUGAAGAUGUAGGAAUAGCUUUGGGUUUAGCUUUUAAAAAUGCACUUGGACAAAUUAAAGGUGUUAAAAGAUUUGGUCAUGGUUUUGCCCCAUUAGAUGAAGCUUUAAGUAGAGCCGUUGUGGACUUAUCAAAUAGACCUUAUGCAGUUAUUGAUUUAGGAUUGAAAAGAGAGAAAAUAGGUGAUUUAUCAUGUGAAAUGAUACCUCACGUAUUAGAAAGUUUUGCAACUUCUGCUGGUAUAACUAUGCAUGUUGAUUGUUUAAGAGGAUUCAAUGAUCAUCAUCGUGCUGAAAGUGCUUUCAAAGCUUUAGCUAUUGCUAUUAAAGAAGCGACUUCAAAGACCGGUAAAAAUGAUGUCCCAAGUACUAAAGGUGUUUUAUCAUGA
Lodderomyces pseudojiufengensis is the source of this 681-nucleotide messenger RNA. RefSeq names its product imidazoleglycerol-phosphate dehydratase (gene HIS3). The record is from RefSeq and is a predicted model, not a curated record. Lineage: Eukaryota; Fungi; Ascomycota; Pichiomycetes; Serinales; Debaryomycetaceae. The coding region runs from base 1 to 681 and encodes 226 amino acids. Gene Ontology annotation, biological process: L-histidine biosynthetic process. The transcript has a single exon. Gene Ontology annotation, molecular function: imidazoleglycerol-phosphate dehydratase activity.